Molecule: messenger RNA, 1488 nt
Organism: Didymodactylos carnosus
Lineage: Eukaryota; Metazoa; Rotifera; Eurotatoria; Philodinida; Philodinidae
Source: the annotation of a GenBank genome assembly
AUGCGUACACCAACAAAUUAUUAUUUAUUGAAUUUGGCCUUAUCUGAUUUGAUGAUAUUGAUUUGUAAUUUACCAUUAGAAAUACUUGAAAUUCAUUUUAAAGAAUGGAUAUUUUCAAAACUUUUUUGUAAACUACGAAAUAUAUCUGCUGAAUUUUUUACAUGUUCAUCAAUUUUGACAAUAUUGGCAUUUUCAUGUGAAAGAUAUUUUGCCAUUAUGCAUCCAAUGAAAUUUCAUCAAUUAAGCCAUUUUCGUCGUGCUAUUCAUAUUAUUGUCAUAAUAUGGUUCAUUUCAUUAGCUGUCAGUUUACCGGUGGGACUUUCAUUUGAUGUUGUUGAUAUCAAAAUGAUUUUUAAUAAGGCAACAAAUAGUACAAGAAAUAGUUUUAAUAAUAAUUAUACAAAUAUUCAACCUUUAAUUUGUAAAUCUUGUGUGACGCCAGGAGAGUACAAAAAAAUAUUUCAAUAUAUUGUUAUUGCUGCUUCAUUUGGAUUUUUUUAUAUACCAAUGCUUAUUAUCGGAACAAUCUAUUUGUUAAUUGGAAGAGAAUUAAGACGAGCCAAUAAACAAGAAUCAAUUCAACAACAACAGCAAACAUUUGUAUUGAGAAAGAGUACAUCAUCUAUUAAUAAUAAUAAUAAUAAUACUCAAAAUGAGAAAAAUAAUGGCAGUAGUCCAACAAAUAAGGACAUAAAUACUCCUAGUCAUAAGAGUUCAAUCACUUCGACAUAUUCUGGUGGUAACGUAAAUACACACCCAAUGGUUAAACUCAGUGCAAGAAGACAUGCAAGAAAAGUUAUUUUUAAAAUGUUGGUUGCUGUUGUUAUUGCAUUUUUUGUUUGUUAUGCCCCAUUUUAUUUUCAACGUUUAGUAACAUCUAUCGGCAAUCAUAACGCUACUUCAUCAUUUCAUCGCACAUCAUUGACAAUUUUAUUCAUUACAUCUGGUCUAACAUUCUAUUUGGGUAGCAUUAUUAAUCCAUUUCUCUACAACGUUGUAUCAAAUAAAUAUCGGCAAGCAUUUUUAAAUUUAUUUUUUUGUCAUUCAAAAAAUAGAACAAAUUUUGAUCAAUUGAAUGGUAUUGGCGGUAUAAUUGCUCGUAAAAGAAAAGACGAUAGUUUAAAACUGCAAAAGAGAAAUGGUAGUAGAUCAAAAAAAUUACUUCACCCACCUUUUGAACAAUAUCCACAACAACAACAACAACAGUCUCUCAAUCGUAACCUACCAUCAGAACAAAAUAAGAAAAAAUCGAUGAAUCUUCAUUUUGUAUUUCAACAAGCCACACAUCUAGCGUCAGCAUCAUCACCAAAAAAGCAACCGUUUAAUACAUCAUCUUCCUCAUCUUCAUUGUACAGUUAUCGAAGUUAUAGAAUGGCCCUUAAAACCAAUGAUGUUAAUAAAUCAUUACCUGUAUCAAAGAGAACAAUUUUAAACUCAAAAUUUGAUACGCCCAAAUUGUCAAAAAAAUCUAAUCCUGUAGAAAUAUGA